AUGCAACAAGAAGAGAAAGAGUUUAAAGGUUGCAGAGAGAGGGAAAAGUUCGAGGGUCAUUUAUUCAACCCACUUAGUGAAAAACAGCGAGUUGUUGCACGAGCAGGGUUGAGAUACGAGGAGUAAAAAAAAAAGACGCGGUAGAAGGAGGAGGGAUGGAAGAAAGGAGAGACAUAAAAGGGGGAAAGAGAAAGGGAAGUGCUCAUUCAGCACAUAUUGCCUUGACUGACUCAUUCAGGAAAAAGAGAGACAUCUGGAAAACGGUUGCAGCUGCAUCCCAAAGAGUGGGAAGCGUAUGAGAGUGUGUCAAGUGUGUGAGAGUGUGAGUGAAGUGUGUGUGAGAGAAAGUGUGUGAGAUGGAGGGAAACAGCGGAGAGCACAAGCAGACAGAAGGACCGGAGACGCUCAUGGAGGAAGAAAGAGUGACAAUCACGAAUACCUGGGCAAAGGUGUAUGAGAAUAAAGAGGCAGCAGGAGUCGCAGUGCUCAUCAGACUCUUUACAAGUUUCCCCUCAACGAAGCAGUACUUCAGCGAGUUUCGCCACAUGGAGGAUACACAGGAAAUGCAGUCGAGCGCGCAACUGCAGAAACACGCCGUGCUGGUGAUGAAGGCGCUCAAUGCGCUGGUGGAGAGCGUCGACGAUGGAGAGAAGACAGCGUCUGUGGUGGAGAAGGUGGCCAAAUCACACGCUCGCAAACACAAAGUGGAGCCGGUGAACUUUAAAAUCCUGGCUGGAGUCAUUCUAGAAGUGCUGGUGGAGGUUUUCCCAGAAUCCUUCGGUGUGGAGGCGCAGAGGGCGUGGUCGAAACUGAUGGAUGUGCUUUACUGGCAUGUCACUCGGGUCUACUCUGAGAUCGGCUGGACUUCCACAGAAUGAGAACGAGAGAGAGAGAGAGAGAGAGAGAGAGAGAGAGAGAGAGAGAGAGAGAGAGAGAGUGCGCGAGAGAGAGAGAGAGAGCGAUAGAGAGAGAGAGAGAGCGAUAGAGAGAGAGAGAGCAUCACUGCUAUACAGUAUUGUUUCGUCUGAAGAAAUCUGUCUCUGCAGGACUUAUAUUCAUCACGGAGGACAUAAAAGAGAGAACCUUUCAGUAUGACAUUACACUCGUGAGUGCUGGGAUGCUCCUGUAGCUCAGUACAGUAAAGAGAGUGAAACAACACAUUCCUGUAUCUGCAUUUACAUUUGAUUACCAAAGACCAGCGAAAGAGGGAGAGAGAGAGGGGGAGAGAGAGAGAGAGAGAGUAAGUAUAUACAGUACAUAGAACACAAGGCUAAUUUCAUUAUACAUCUUUAUAUGAAAGACAUAAACAUUAAUAGCUUUUUGGUAUUAUUAUAUAACAUCACAUUAGCAAGGCACAAGUAUUUUAACUAAAACAAGUGAACUUUUUUUUAAAAAUUAAAUAUGAUUUGAUUCUUGGAACAAAAAAUAUUAAACAAAAAUCUAGUCUUUGGAUGAGGUUGGUAUUUAAAAUGUUCAUUUCUAUGUGAACGCACGCUUCAGAAAAAGACUUUUACAGAACUAAAUCAAUAUUACAUGAACUCGUUACACUCUUACUCUCUGUUUUCACAUUCCAGUGUCUACUGUAAAAUACAGAGAAAGAAAUGGAACAGAGGUGUUUACCAUAACGUCCUGCUUUACCAUUAUAACAUCCAUUUUCUGUACCGCUUAUCCUACACAGGGUCGCGGGGAGCCUGGAGACUAUCCCACGGAACUUGGGGCAUUAGGCGUGGCAAUUAUAACAUCAAAUCUUUAAUAUAAAUAUGUGUGUGUGUGUAUAUAUAUAUAUAUAUAUAUAUAUAUAUAUAUAUAUAUAUAUAUAUAUAUAUAUAUAUAUAUAGAUAUAGAUAUAGAUAUAGAUAUAUGAGAGAGAGAGAAAAUGAAUGACUAGUAUAAUUUUUACAAUAUUUUUUUACAUUUAGAUAGAUAGAUAGAUAGGUAGAUAGAUAGAUGAGGCUAGUAUUGAAAAAUGUUCAGAAAAAUACUUUUACAGAACUGUUUGUUGGAAAAAUCCUUUCUUUAUCUUUUAAUCAUGAAAAUGCCAUGUGCUGUUAAAAAAUCCGGCCUUUUAAUGUAUUGUUUUUUUUAAAAAAAUUAACAUAGAUCCAACAAUGAUCAGUUUGGGAAAUUCGUCUAAUUAGGGACACGAAAAGUUUACGAAUGCAGAUCAUUUGGAAACUGGGAUUUUUUGGUUCUGAACAAAAAAAAGAAAAGAAAAGGAAAAAACAGUGUAUUUUAAUGUUUUUACUGUAGUUAAUGUGGUUUCUGAUGUGUACACCAUAAUGACAGAAAAACUGAUAUAUAGCUUUUGAGGGAUUUUUUAAUAAGAAGUGACUGUAAAGUAAACAGAACUUAAAGUCUUCUUUAUAGUUGUAAUGUUUAAUGUUUUAAAGAAAUGUUUUUGUUGAGUUUAAAAAAAAAGUGAAGACACCAGAUUAUAUUUAAUAUGAUCAUACUCAUCAUUUCCACCUGGCUUCAAGUGAAAAAUAUAAAUCACCAGUACAUAAUAUUAACCUCCAAAAGAAUAGUUCACAUCAAUAUGAGAUUAUACCUCUCAGUGCUGUAACACCUGUUCAGUACUGCCAUCUAACCUCCACAGUGACGAAAUGCUUGAAUUUUCAGGGUUUUUUGUAUACAGUACUAUUUCAGUUUUUAUAUAAUUGUAAAUACAAUGUAAUUGGGAUUUUUGUGAUUAUGAUCCCAAUGGAUGUAUUUUUAUACUAUCUGUUUUGAAUGUAUUGGUAAAAAGGAGUGUGUCAUUUAAUCAAUUAUCUGGAAAGACAGUGAAUUAAUCAGCUGCACAAGAAGAAACAUGACUGUAAUUCCAUUAACAUUGCCAGUUUUAUAUAGAGCACAACAUACCCACUGCUGUGUUCCUGUUCAUUAUCAUUAUUAAAGUGUCAUUAUUAUUA
Ictalurus punctatus (channel catfish) is the source of this 2909-nucleotide messenger RNA. RefSeq names its product cytoglobin 1 (gene cygb1). Gene Ontology annotation, molecular function: oxygen binding; heme binding; iron ion binding. Lineage: Eukaryota; Metazoa; Chordata; Actinopteri; Siluriformes; Ictaluridae. Bases 357 to 878 code for a protein of 173 amino acids. The record is from RefSeq and is a predicted model, not a curated record. Gene Ontology annotation, biological process: oxygen transport. The transcript has 3 exons.